CCUUCAAAAAUCACUGACAUGUCUCUUCUUCUUCCGAGAAUCCCUUCUAAACUUGUUCUUCCUUCUGCUGCUGCGUUUGGGUUUGGACGAGGGGAAAUCAAGAGAAUGCCAGAAACAAGAUUAUCGUCCUCAAAAGCCAAACUUCCUUCUCCGGACCCAGAUAAAGAAACUCGGGUUUUUGUGAGGAAAAAGAGAGUUAAAGGGGCAGUGGUUAAAGUCGAAGAGCAGCCUGAAGCAGAGUCUAGGGACCAGAAUCUAUGUGGCCUUCCUGACAUAGAGGAGUUCGCUUUCAAGAAGCUGGAUGCGCAUACUCCUGCAUCUGGGAUAUCAAAACCUGUAUCAGACGUCAAUGCAAUAGGAACUGAUGUUGUUCCUUCUGUUAGUGAAGGAGGCAAACCACCUGCCAACUGGGAAAAAGUACUUGAAGGAAUCCAAAAAAUGAGGUCUUCGGAAGAUGCACCUGUGGACACAAUGGGAUGUGAGAAAGCUGGAAGCAUACUUCCUUCCAAGGAAAGAAGGUUUGCGGUCUUGAUAUCUUCGCUUCUAUCAAGCCAAACCAAAGAUCACGUUACUCAUGGGGCAAUUCAGCGUCUCCUUCAGAAUGGUCUACUUACUCCUGAUGCCAUUGAUAAAACAGAUGAAAUAACCAUCAAGAACAUGAUUUACCCGGUUGGAUUUUAUACAAGAAAAGCAAGUAAUAUGAAGAAAAUUGCAAGAAUUUGUCUCACAAAGUAUGACGGAGACAUACCGAGGUCAUUGGAGGAUUUACUAUUACUACCAGGGAUAGGUCCCAAGAUGGCUCAUUUAGUUAUGAAUGUUGGUUGGAAUGAUGUUCAAGGGAUAUGUGUAGAUACUCAUGUGCAUCGCAUUUGCAAUCGGCUAGGAUGGGUAUCUCGGCUUGGCACAAAACAGAAAACUUCAUCUCCUGAGGAAACAAGAGAGUCAUUGCAACGGUGGCUUCCUAAGGAAGAAUGGGUCCCAAUUAAUCCCCUUUUGGUGGGAUUCGGACAAACAAUUUGUACCCCACUGAGACCACGGUGUGAAAUCUGCAGCAUUAGUGAGUUUUGCCCAUCUGCAUUCAAGGAGAUGUCGAGUCCAUCCAAGCUGAAGUCUGGUGUCAAGAAAAAGAGUUGAUCCAGAAACCAUCAUUCUCUUUUCCACUCUGCCCAUUUUGUAUUCAUUGGAUUGCAAGCUGAAAUUUGAAACAGCUUAGGUUUGUAUUGUUCCACUGCAGAAUGCGGAGAAAAUGUCUGCAGUGUAGUCAGGGAGUGGGCUUCACUUUGUAUACCUUGUGAAAGGGACUAGAAUCAUAGACAUCAUGCAGAUUCCAAUUUUAAGUGA
Rubroshorea leprosula is the source of this 1341-nucleotide messenger RNA. The record is from the annotation of a GenBank genome assembly. NCBI's taxonomy places the organism in Eukaryota, Viridiplantae, Streptophyta, Magnoliopsida, Malvales, Dipterocarpaceae.